Molecule: messenger RNA, 1839 nt
Organism: Eimeria maxima
Lineage: Eukaryota; Apicomplexa; Conoidasida; Eucoccidiorida; Eimeriidae
Exons: 8
Coding region: 1-1839 (612 amino acids)
Source: RefSeq, a predicted model, not a curated record
AUGCGCAGCUAUUACUCAGCUAUGCCGAAUGAGUGUCUGUUCGUCUGCACACAGGCACCGCGUUCCAGGCGCAAGCGACAAUGGCCUGAGCAGCUUUCCCUUGCUGCAAAGAAGCGCCUGCUUGCAACUCAUCCAUGUGGGGCGCCUCUUCAGAAGGGCGGUGAUGUUAAAACCCAGCCAAGGGGACGGAAGGAGGGAGACGGGGGGCUGUUGCACCUCCCGAGUGAGGGCACCCCCCGUGCAGCUGGAGAGCCUCGUCGUCACGCGAAAACAAACGGAUACCCGGCUUCGCAGCCGAUCUCAGGAUCUUUGGUGGACUCUGCAGAGGUGCAGACGAGCGAGGGUGGAUUGACACUUCAAGACUGCUGGCCGUCAAGCAAGUUGACUUUGCAGUGGCUCCGGCUAGGCGGGGAGAAGUUGGAUGCCUUUCAGGCAGCCUUGAGGCGGCGGCUCUCCGUUCCUGUAAAAGCGUGCCACUGGCCUCUGCCUGAGUGCACAAAGUGUACAGCAUGGCCUGUUUUCGUUCGCGGGGCUCUUAAGUUCGGCAUUCGGCCUGCUGCCUUCCAGCUUGCGGGGAGCCAGCACUACGAGAUAGUAGGCCAGAAUGAUGGUGCCGAGGCGAUGAAAGAAUCCAACUGGGAAAGCGCUGAGACCUUUGCGAAAUGUUUUGGCUGCCCCGAGAGUCUGAAGGUCUUUCGAUCGCUUGAAGCUCUAGAGGAGGAGGUCUUCGAGCAUCGCAUAGCUCAGGUGCUUAGUUGCGAAAAGACGCCACCACACACUUGUGGAGGAGCUGCGAAAUGUGGUUGCGAGCAACGAGGCGAUGCUAUGACAAACUCGGCUGAGGGGCUUGGCGUGCAGCAUCACUGCCAGGAGGCGUAUGCUGGAAUAGCUAAACUGGAUGGAACUGCUGAAGUGCUGCAAGCCCAUCUUCAUCGUUAUCGCAUUGCUUUGAUAGAUGAUCAGUACUGCGGCCCAAUUGUCUCUGCAUUUGGCCUGCCCGGCAUCCUUCAGUUCGUCCGCACACACACAUGCCCUGCCUGUUGCCCGGUGGUGCCGAGGCGCUGGCAGACUUUGGCAGCACCCGCAUCCUGUCCUCCUCUUGUGCCGAGCAGCCAGUACUUGAAGAUUGUGGAGGGGGAGAAACCCUAUGACCCACAGCAAAGGCGCAUUGCGGAGAGUGGACGCACGAUGAGCGGCGCCUCCAUUCGUCUGGAAGAUGUGUCGUUGAGUAGCCGCUUUUGUGUAUUGGAGAGUUUCGAGCUUGCGUCGCUCGCGGGAUGCUCCUACAAGGAUCCAGAUGGAAUUUCCGCAUGCGGUUUAAGGACAGAAGACGCGGGGGGCAAUGGCAUAUCGCUAUUCCCCAGUGCGCCGCUCAUGGUUUUCCUGCCGGACGAGGUGCAUCUAUCGACGCGCCAUGUUGUGAUGCUUGAGCCGGCGAUGGCGUCUGAGCAUCUAAGAGCAGUAUGCACUCCGCCAAGGCCUUCUAAAUCAACCUCAGUGGAGUUACAACUGACUCAGCCAGCCUGUGCGAGUACUAUGGAGGCUUGUGAGAGUUCCGCAGACGGCUCUCCUCAAGCAGAACGUCACGAGGACCAUAAGUACCUUGUCCCAUAUACCUCAGCAGCAGCCACCCCUGUCGGCCAGCGGUUCCGGCAGAUUUUUGUCCACGACCACGACCAAUUGAAGAGGGAGGCCACUGCCGACAUGCCAAGAGCACGUGACAUGAUGGGUAAAACUGCGGAGAAGACUGUGACAAUGAGUAGGUACGCAGGGGAGCCCUUGGACACAAGAGCGGGAGAUGCUGCAUCUGUCCAAUUUCUGGUGGUUCGGUGGGCUUAA